AGGAGACGAUCGUGACGUCAUAAGGGACAGGUUUGUACUGGAGGACGGAGCUCGGUACAAGACGGAGACAAAGAGAUCGCACUAAUUCUGAUUUUACACGGUUUUAGCGUACAUAGCGGGAUAAAUUUUGCCAUGAGUAGGUGGUAUGGAGUCCUUCUGACCAUCUUAGUCGUGCUGCUGAACGAAGUGAGUUCAGCGGCUGAGUACUGCACCGGCUAUGGCCACUAUUGUGACCUUGAGUAUGAAUACUGCUGCGGAUAUACAUGCUGCCGAUAUAACUCGCCCGGAUAUGCCUAUAGUGUCUGGAACCUUUGGUACUUUUGGUUUGUGGUUAUCUUCGUGAUGAUGGCAUGCUGCGGCGGGUGUGGCUACUAUCGCCGGCGGCAACACCUCCUGCAGCAGUCCCGGAUGUCUUCAGGGGGCGCUAUUGUGUACGCGGGAGCCCUUCCCGGGGACCACAUGUCGUCACAGACACCACAGCAUGGAUUGUCACAGACACAGCUACCCGAGGCCGCCGCGCCUCCGCCAUACAGCGAGGUAACAACCAAGCCUGAUGUGUACCCCCUGGCGCCGGACAGCUUCCAGUACGGCCCCGCCUACCCCCCUCCGUACCCGGUGUACGGGGCCUCUCCGUACCCCCCUCCCUACACCCCCUCCACUGACGCAACCCCCAGGCCGGCCGACGCACCCGAAACCAACACCGCAGCUGCUGCAGGUGCCACACCUAUCCCCAGCAACCCAAAUAUGGACAGUUCCGCCACAGCUGUUGCCAUGCCAACCAGUGUUACCGCCGGCAACCCCAGUACUGUCGCCAUGCCAACCAUUGCUCCUGGCAACAGGGAAGAGCACAGGCACUGAUCGCGCCUCCCCACAAAAGUUAUAGCCAUACCUCCCACUCUACUACUUAAGUCACUGGUCAGAAAAAUGCUUCUGACAGACCAAGUUCUAUUGAAGUAGCGCGUCAUUGUAAAGACCAUGGAUUUGAGAAAGGCAAAGCAUCCUUGAUUUUUGUAAAUGUAAACAGAAAAAAGUGUCAUUUUCUUUCACGACACAAAACAUACCAUGAGAAGUUAGAUUUCAGAGCAAAAUUUUGGAAAAUGUUGAACGUAAAGUGAAUCAUGAAAUCUUAUAGAAGGGUAUUGCAUAGCAGGCUCUAGUAACUGAUAUAAGUGUGAAAAUACAUCAUAUUUUAUCCAAUGCUUUUAUUCUUCCAUUAUUUUUGCCCUAAGAUUAUAUCAGAGUCUGAUGAAUGAACGUUUACCUGUAAGACUGUAAUACUGAUGACAUUUGUGAUACAAAUGAAAAUUCUUUCAAAUUCAGAUACUGCAGUGAUUCUUUCCUUUGUGUUUUAUAAACCUUGCUGCACUGUUGGUAUAAUGAAAAUACUGUAAAGCCUGUCAGUGUUAAAGCUGCUGUGAUACCAGUGCACAUGAUUGUAGUUGUGAUAGAUGUUGCAAUAGUGCAGAUUCAUCAGCCUAAUAUAGUAAGUAGGCAGGUCCAGGUGAUGCCAUGAUUAUUGUUCAUUGAGAAAAGCUGUACAUAACUUAGCAACCGAUGUGGGUGCUCCUAUACUGUUGUAUAAGUCUGAGGAGCUUUCAUCAACGAGUCUUACUGCAAUUUUAUAUAAUUUUGUUGUUGUAUCUAGACUGAUAGAUAUCAGUAUCAUAUGUUUGUCAAAAGCUGUGAGCUGUAUCUGAUUAUUUUACAGAUUUAUAUUGUAGUUAUGUUGAUUUUAGGUUGCUUUUGUUGAUGGCAUGAGUCCCAGAUAUGCUGCAGGAGUUGUGAAAACAUAUUUUUCAAGAUGUGAUAAUUUUCAUAGACGUUACAUGAAAUUAUGAUGUCCUUUUGUAUGUUUAUUUACAUGGGGCAUAACUGUACAUAAAACAUUAAAGCUUUUAAAUGGAGAAAGAAA
Branchiostoma floridae (Florida lancelet) is the source of this 1912-nucleotide messenger RNA. RefSeq names its product vesicular, overexpressed in cancer, prosurvival protein 1-like. Gene Ontology annotation, cellular component: cytoplasmic vesicle membrane. The record is from RefSeq and is a predicted model, not a curated record. NCBI's taxonomy places the organism in Eukaryota, Metazoa, Chordata, Leptocardii, Amphioxiformes, Branchiostomatidae. The transcript is spliced from 5 exons. The coding region runs from base 133 to 858 and encodes 241 amino acids.